CUGGCGACGCCGCAACCGGCCGGGCCUUCCAGACGGUGUGCACCCGGCCUCGGCGUCCGGACCAUGGCGAGUCGCCCGUCCUUCGCAGUGGGAGCAUCCCUCUCUUUGACCGAAGGGGCGCCGGAGGCUGAGAAGAAUGCAGCGGAGUCCGAGAACACAUAUAUCCUGAGGCCCAUUUUCCAGCAAAGGUUCAGGCCCUCCGUGGUUAAAGACUGUAUCCAUGCUGUGCUCAAGGAGGAACUGACAAAUGCUGAAUACUCUCCAGAAGAAAUGCCUCAGCUCACAAAACAUUUAUCAGAAACCGUUAAAGAUAAAUUAAAAGAAAUGGGAUUUGAUCGAUAUAAAAUGGUGGUGCAAGUACUCAUUGGGGAGCAAAGAGGUGAAGGAGUGUUGACAGUUUAUUCUGUGUUGUAGCAGCAUUUGGGUGUUUCUACUAUUGAAUCUUUGAAAAAGGUGGGAAAGAAGAAAUACGAACUCUUUAUAUUGUUAAAUAUCUUGACAAAAUAAAAACAAGUUGGCUCUUCA
This is a messenger RNA of Dipodomys ordii (Ord's kangaroo rat), 525 nucleotides long. It is a transcript of the gene Dynlt2b, whose product is annotated as Tctex1 domain containing 2. The transcript is spliced from 4 exons. Gene Ontology annotation, biological process: microtubule-based movement. Lineage: Eukaryota; Metazoa; Chordata; Mammalia; Rodentia; Heteromyidae. Gene Ontology annotation, cellular component: cytoplasm; cytoplasmic dynein complex. The record is from RefSeq and is a predicted model, not a curated record. Gene Ontology annotation, molecular function: dynein intermediate chain binding. Bases 64 to 414 code for a protein of 116 amino acids.